AUGAUGGAAUACGGAAGAACGCGCAAAGGGCCGCUGCCUGGAGGUCGCCAGGGCGCGUCUGGAGCUGGCGCUGGACGCGGCAGCAUGCGAACCGCCAGCCGAGCGCGAGGUGCUGCACGACCACCCAGCAGCCCCUCGCAUCCAUCAUCCCCACCAGCUGGCUUGGUGUCGGCAGGGUCUUCGCGGGCCCAGCAAUCGGCACCCGCCUCUGGUGGAGUACGCCGCAUGCGUUGGACAACCCAGAUGAACAGCAACGCAUUGCGGGCGUAUUUUGGGGCGAAAGGGGGAGAAACUGGAUGUUUGGCGUAUCGGGCUAGGAUGCAUCGUCUUUUUGCUGAGCUGGAGCCAUCUUUAACCGUCACAGAGCAAAACCUGGCAGACCGAGUUCGGUAUAUCUUGCGCUCAAAUAUAUUUGAUGUCGCCGAACUCGAACGGCUACGACGUGAGGCUGUUCCCUCGUCGGAUGAGAAUGCUACGGCUGAGGAUGCGGCGCCACAAAUGGUAGAGCAACCCGCAAACGUGGAUGCCGCCGUGAAUACCCCAGUUGUGGUUGAUUCAAACGAUGAUGGAACAGUCGCCCAGGAACUGGAAUUAGAGCAUAUGAGGAGUACAUUGGAAGAGGCGAUUGUGGAAACGCGCAGUACGCCUCUCGAAAAUCGACCGCGACUUCCCCGCAUAGCCCUAAGCAAGCGGAAUCGGGCUGUCGUGAGGGCUCUGAACCCAAUGCUGGUGACCUAUUUGGAAGCCAGCCGGGACCUUUGCGAGACGGACUCAAUUCUUUUUGGCGCCGCGCUGGCAGUCUGCCGUAUCAUAGGCGCCAAGGUUUCCACGGCUGGACGCGCUACUGGCCAUAGUAGCGCUAUCCCAGCAUGGAGAAGAAGAAUUGAGGAACGUAUCGCAAAGGCUAGAGCUCUCAUCGGCAGACUGAUAUGCUUCAGAUCAGGCAACAACAGGCCAAGAAUUGUGCGCACCGUCAGGAUGGCGUUUGCUGGGACAAAUGUCAGUUUGUCCCAGCCGGAUAUAACGCAAAAACUGACGGAGCGCAUAGAUGAUCUGAAGCAGAGAAUCGCUGCUUGGGGAAAACGGAUUCGGCGAUAUACCGAGAGGUCGACACGGUUCAACCAGAAUCGUCUCUUCCAGAGUGAUCAGAAGAGGCUCUAUGAAUCAUUGGAGCGACCAAUGGUAAGUGGAACGGGUCCAGCACCGAAUCAGGCCGACACUGUAGCAUUCUGGCGCGGCCUGUGGUCAGAGCCCGUAAACCACAGCGAGGGCCCUUGGACGGAAGUUGUGGCGAGUCAGUGUGCGGGUAUUACGCCCAUGGACCCCGUCAUCAUAACGCCGGAUGACGUAGCUGAGGCGGUCCGUAGGGCCCCGAACUGGAAAAGUCCGGGGCUUGACGGGCUGCAUCACUACUGGCUGAAGGGGUUCAUGGUGUGUCACUCUGUGCUUGCCCGACAGUUUCAAGAGGCUCUCAACCAGAAGUCGCUCCCAAGCCUCUUCACUACUGGGAUCACUCAUUUGGUUCCUAAAGACCAGGAGUUUUCCUUGCCAGUGAUCCUUAAAAGUUUAGAAAGUGCGGCCAAAGAUGCGGGCACAAUUAAGUACGUGAUCGGAAUGAACCCCGGACCGCCACCGCGUUGA
Molecule: messenger RNA, 1641 nt
Organism: Parnassius apollo (apollo)
Lineage: Eukaryota; Metazoa; Arthropoda; Insecta; Lepidoptera; Papilionidae
Source: the annotation of a GenBank genome assembly